GAGUCAUCCCACCUGACCAGAAAAGUAAUUCCACCUGACCAGAGCGUAUCUCUUCUCCUCGUGACGGACCACGGUAGCAGUCACCAUGUCGCCACGUCUGCUGAUGGCCUGUGUGCUCAGCUUGUUUGCGUCUUCGGUCAUGUGCGUUGAGAGGGGCUUGUGGAAGAGAAAUGGCACGGGUUGCUUCCGCUUCUUCAGCAUGCCCAGAUGUUGGUAUCAGGCCGAGGAUCACUGUGUCCAAGAGGGUGGUCACCUGGCCAGCUUACACGCACACCACGAGGUGGUGUUCUUGAAUGGCCUUAGCGAGGGCUCCGCGAACACAUGGGUGGGAAUGCAUAUCGACUGGUACCGCUAUUGGCUUUUCUGGUGGAGGAAGUCCCUUUCUUUUACUGACGGAAGCUCUGUGGACUUCCUCGACUGGGAUCCCGAGCCAUGGCACCAUAAAUGCAUUGUGGUGAGAGGGAACCGAUUUCUCACCGACAUGGAUUGCGGCAAAGCCCUGCCAUUCAUCUGUCAAAAAGGCCAUGGCUCCCCUUAUCCUACCUGUACAUGUCCUGCGUGCACCUGUGAUAAGUGUCCUUGUCCCAAGUUGGAGUGUCGUCCUUGUAGUUGUCCUGAGUGUCAUUGUGCUACUUGUCCCCCUCCUACCACCUGUCCUCCUGUCCCCCGUCUGACCUGUCCGACUAAUCCUCCUAUGACUACCUGUCCCAGUCUUCCCACGUGUCCUCCUCCCCAGCUGCCAACAUCAGGACCAGGUAAUGUCACGCACUGGAGUGAAAACUCUUCUCUGACGCACAUGUCUGAUGACGCGGAAGGUCCGGGCCUACUCCUUUUGGCGCCUCAUCCGGAUGGAUUCAGAGUUGACCUUUUGGGGCUGCUCGGUGUGGGCAGCAGCAUCGCCAUCAGAGGACAAGUCAUAUGGAUGGCCGAAGAGUUGAUGUUCGAGCUGGUCGCGGUCAACGACACUGCACUGCUCCUGGUCUUUCCCGUGAAAGACGAAAAGAUUCUUCUGACCGCCGACCUGAAUGGGACCAAAAACAUCGAGGAGAAAGAGUCCAUCUCUUUCCUCUUUGGACCUGGACACGACUUUGAGGUGAUCAUCCGGUGCCACGUCGACCGCUUCCACCUGAGCGUCGACGGCGCCCAGCAGUUGGAGGUCGUGAACUGGGUUGGAGACCCGCAAAGCAUCACGGCACUAACGAUCGGGGAUACCCUGUUGCUGAAGGACGUGAGGCUGAAAUGAUGUGACCGCCGCGGCCAGAUCGGAAGCCCCACUUUCUUCAAUCGACAUAUUGUCUAUGGGGGGUUUCUUGACCGAUAAUCUGCACGAGUCCAUGUUUGGUUGCUGUGGAACAAAUGCACUUCAAAAAAACCUGAGCAUUGCAUGUGUA
Molecule: messenger RNA, 1391 nt
Organism: Hippocampus zosterae (dwarf seahorse)
Lineage: Eukaryota; Metazoa; Chordata; Actinopteri; Syngnathiformes; Syngnathidae
Exons: 8
Coding region: 86-1243 (385 amino acids)
Biological process (GO): biological process involved in interspecies interaction between organisms
Cellular component (GO): external side of plasma membrane
Molecular function (GO): carbohydrate binding
Source: RefSeq, a predicted model, not a curated record